Molecule: messenger RNA, 3325 nt
Organism: Arvicola amphibius (Eurasian water vole)
Lineage: Eukaryota; Metazoa; Chordata; Mammalia; Rodentia; Cricetidae
Gene: Glt1d1
Product: glycosyltransferase 1 domain containing 1
Exons: 13
Coding region: 16-1518 (500 amino acids)
Molecular function (GO): glycosyltransferase activity
Source: RefSeq, a predicted model, not a curated record
AGUCUCCUAGCCAUCAUGUUGCAUGUGGGAACCCACUCAUGGACACCAUGGGAGGAGACACAGGCUACCUGUGUGUGGGUCCCGGAACAGUGGACACCCCUCACCUUCCUAAGCUCGUGGAUGCCUGACACCUGGGCUCGUGACCCCUCCCCACCCGCUAGUCUCCUCAGGUCCCCUCAGGUCCCCAGCCCUCCCUUCUCCCUCCACUCCUCCCUUCCCUUCCUGACCCCUCCCCCCUCCCCUUUCCUCUCCUCCCCUCCCUAUCUUUCCCCUUUUCCUUCUCCCUUUCCCUUUCUCCUUUCUGCUCCUGAACCUGCAGCUCCGCCUGAAAGCGGCGGGCCGGACCGAGUCCACCCGGACCCCGCUGAGGCCCGGGGCCUGGUGGCUCAGUCCUUGGCGGUAGCGACAUGCGGCUCCUGUUCCUGGCGGUGCUGCGGCCACACACCGGCAACGCGAUCACCGCCGAGCGCCUGCGCUUUCGGGAGAUGGAAGAGUAGUUCCUCACUUCUGCUCCGAGCACGUGGGACGCCAACUCUUAGGCUAAGGGACCACCUAGAAGCUGCAGGCCACAUGUGCAUUCUGAGAGAUGCCUUUGACUUUGAAAGCCCAUCUGACAUUGCCGCUCUCAUCGCGGCCGAGAACCUGGAAGCAGCCCUAGCCCUUCACCUCUACCGAGGAGGCAGACUUCUGCAAGGGCACGGCAUUCCUUUUGGGGUUAUCUUUGGUGGAACUGAUUUAAAUGAAGAUGCCAAUCAUAAAGAAAAAAAUGAAGUCAUGGGGAAGGUUCUGGAAGAAGCCAGGUUUGCCGUGGCUUUCACAGAGGCAAUGAAGGACACAGCGCAGAUGCAGUGGCCACAUGCUACUGGGAAGAUCUUUGUCCAGAGUCAAGGAAUUGCAACGAUACCAAAUGUCAACUUUAACUGGAACACCUUCCUCCAACAAUCAGAGAUUGACCAAAAUGCAGACAACCUGUACGUGUUCCUGGUAAUAUGUGGACUCAGGCCCGUGAAGGACCCGCUGUACUUGGUAGACGCGUUCUCAGAAUGGCAUCAAGAAGAGCCCAAUGUUUACAUGAUGAUCGUAGGUCCUGAGGUGGAUCCAGCGUUUACAAGGGAAGUGAAAGACCGGGUGAGGAGGGCUGCAGGGGUGCGGCUGAUCCGGGAGAUGUGUCAGGAAGACCUGCACGCGGUGGUGAAGAGCUGCUUUGCGCUGGUCAACAGCUCAGUCUCCGAGGGCAUGUCAGCCGCCAUCCUGGAGGCAAUGGAUUUGGAAGUUCCCGUGCUGGCUAGGAACAUCCCUGGGAACUCGGCUGUGGUAGAGCACGAAGUCACAGGACUGCUGUUCACGACCCCUCAGGAGUUCAUUCAGUUGGCAAAGAGACUGGUCAGUGAUCCUGUGCUGGAGAAGGAAAUUGUGACCAACGGAAGGGAGUACGUGAGGACAUACCACUCCUGGCAAGUGGAGAGAGACACUUACCAGCGCCUCGUCGGGAAGCUGGAGGCGAGCUUGGAGGAUUAAACUGUUGAAGUCUGUGCUUCCCACAUCUGUCCCAAUAACUGCUGGGUACUCUGCUCUGGGUAGAUGCUGAAAGACGGGACCUAGUCCUGGACCGCUGAAAUCCCCGAGUCCCCAGGAACAUCUCCACCCCCAACUCUCAUGUGUGGUGGACACAGUUCCAAAAGUGUUGACAGCUCCGUUCUGGAUGGGCUUGUAGCUCCCUCCUGAAAGCACUUAGGGUUCAGCCCCAGAUGUGUUUACAGCUCAGUGCAGGUGUUGGAGGUGCAUCUCAGGGGCCUCUGGGCGAGUCUUCCAAGAACUGCUUUUACAACUUGUGGAGGCUAAUUUUUAAGCAUCCACAGGGCAGACCCUUUGCCUGCCUUCAGAGUGAUCUUGGCUUGUCGUUGCCUGUUCACAAAGAAGAAACAGAAAAGCCAGGGCUGUCAACUGAGUGGGACUGGCAGCAUUUUUGAUAAGAUCUUGAUCUGUAACCCAUCUCGGGGUCCUGAUGGACAUGUGGGGGCCCAGGAUGUGACUGGCAUGCUAAUAAGCCCUAGAGAGGCAGUGAAUGAGUUUUAUCAGAACAUGUUGCUCCUCACGGGUGCAGCUGAGAGACACUUGCCAAAAGAGGCCCGCAGGUCCCGCCCACCUGUAUCACAUCACAGGGAGCCUGGAAGAUGAUUGGAUGGCCCCCAGGAUGGAGGCCGGGACCUUGAAUUCGGUAUGGGCCUUCUUCCCUCUUGCUGCUAGGAAACUGAGGGCAAGUGGGGACUAAGUCACAAGACUCCAGACAAUGGUGGGACCCCAGACUGUGACAGGAGGUCCCUGGGGUGUGGGAAGGUCAGCCUGGGGCCUUUCAGUGGGAUCUCCCCACAUCAACACGCCGUGUUUCCAGUGCCCUCUUGCUGAAUCCCAGCCGGGCUGCACUACCAAAAGCAGGAUUUGGAAUGACCGCCUGUGCUAAAGCGAGCAGCUAGGAGGAGGAGGGAGGAACAAUGCAGCCAAGAGCCACACAUGCAAACAAAGUGCCAGACCCUGGAGGGCAUGGUGUGUGUGUGUUGGGGGCGGGGGGUGGAGGGAGUACGGCACCUGUACUGUCCUCGUUCCAACUUUGAAGGCACAUCCUGGGCCUUUUGCUUUUCUACAGGAAAAGAAAAAAAUAAAAAGGAAAGAAAAAAAGAAAAAAAGAAAGAAAGAAAGAAAGAAAGAAAGAAAGAAAGAAAGAAAGAAAGAAAGAGAGAAAGGCAGGAAGAAAGAAAGAAAAAAAGAAAGAAAGAAAUGCUAGCAGUCACAUUUCAUUCUGGGAGAAGUGGACUAGAAGGAAGCAAACUUUGUUAGCCAGUUCUUUGGGGAUGAGACCAGAGCCCCGUUCCAUAGGGAAUAAUCCGGCUCCCCAUUUCCGUACCUCAGACCAAGCACAGUCACUUUUAUGAAGGCUCCCGCAGAGGCAGCGGCAAUUCUGUAGUCCCUGAGUGCCUAGCGUCUGGAGGCCAGCUGAGCAAUGUGCCCAUUUCCUUGGCCCCUGACUUGAGUUGGGGUCCUACCUCUCUGGGCACAAGGAGAGGGAGGGAGUAAAGAAGCCUGAAUCCUGCGGGCAGUUCUUCUGAGCCCAGAGUUCCCACCCACCUCAGGAGAGGUACACAGAGGUCCUCAGGUGUCAUUGUUUACAAAGUGGGAUGCUCUGGAAUGCAGGCCUCUCCUUUGCCCGGUGUCAAUGUCACUGCCUGACCUCCAUCAUGCCAGCAUCACUGAGUUACAUCUGCGAUGUGCACUUUGGGGAAGGGAAGGGUCUUAAUUAAUAAAGCGUGUCACCCUCAGGCAUACAAAA